This is a messenger RNA of Beta vulgaris subsp. vulgaris (sugar beet), 558 nucleotides long. RefSeq lists its product as uncharacterized. The record is from RefSeq and is a predicted model, not a curated record. Gene Ontology annotation, molecular function: RNA-DNA hybrid ribonuclease activity; nucleic acid binding. The transcript has a single exon. Lineage: Eukaryota; Viridiplantae; Streptophyta; Magnoliopsida; Caryophyllales; Amaranthaceae. Bases 1 to 558 code for a protein of 185 amino acids.
AUGUAUAAUAUUGAUGUUUUCCAAAAGCAGAACAAGACAACUCCAAAAAGUAAUCAACCCACUGCUUGGAAGCCGCCAGUUCAUGGUUACUUGAAGCUGAACACUGAUGGUUCAUGGAAAUCAAAUGAUAAAGCAAGUGGAGGUGGUGUCAUUAGGAGAACGGAUGGGUCAUGGUUCAUGGGGGUUUCAAUCAAGUUUGAUGCCAUUAAUCCCGCAGCUGCAGAGUUGGUGACAAUUAGGGAAGGACUCUCAUUGGCCAACAAUCACAAUAUCAGCAGAUUAGAGGUGGAAACAGAUGCACAAGCUAUGAAGAUUAUUAUGGAUAGUGCUGAGAAAUAUCCUCAUCAUCAGUUGAAUGCAAUAAUUUAUGACAUUGUCAAGCUUCUGAAAACUAACUGGGUGGUAAUUUUCCUUCAUGCAAAACGAGAUGCAAAUGUGGUAGCACAUAAACUAGCAAGGUUUGGUAUGGAUAUGGAGGUGGACAAGGUUACGCAUACUUCUCCACCGCAAUGUAUUAUGCAGGAUUAUAUGCAAGAACUGGUCAACCCGAUGGCGUAG